ACGCUGAGCUGCGUCUCUGACAACACGGCGAAGUAAAACCUCAGGCAGCUGGGCUGGAUGUGAAAGGGCUCUUCCUCGCUCCUCAGCGGACAAAGCAGCCUUCGGGGCCAGCCGUAGGUGGCGGUAAAGCACUCACACCAGAUUGGAAAAGCACCGAAGAAGAGAGUUCACCCAAAGUAAGAAGCAUGGCGGCUGAUAUGAGAUUACCAACUAUCCGAAAACCCGUGUCGGUAUCUACAUUUGAACGGAAAGACCUCGUCGUUCCUGGCGAUGUUAUCACUUCAGACACCGGUUAUAUGAGGGGUCAUGGCACCUACGUUGAUGAAGAAAAGCUGACGGCAUCAGUGGCAGGAGAAGUGCAGCGAGUAGACAAACUCAUCUGUGUCAGACCACUUAAGACCAGGUUCAAUGGUGAGGUUGGAGACGUUGUGGUUGGGAGGGUAACAGAAGUACAACAAAAACGCUGGAAGGUGGAGACCAACUCCAGACUGGACUCUGUGCUUCUCUUGUCUUCUGUCAAUCUGCCUGGAGGAGAGCUGAGGAGAAGAUCAGCAGAGGAUGAGCUCACCAUGAGAGAAUACCUUCAGGAGGGGGAUCUUAUAAGUGCAGAGGUUCAGUCAGUCUUCGCCGAUGGAGCCCUUUCUCUUCACACUCGUAGUUUAAAGUAUGGGAAAUUGGGUCAGGGAGUGCUCGUACAACUGUCUCCUUCUCUGAUCAAAAGACAGAAAACACAUUUCCACAAUCUGCCCUGUGGGGCAUCCAUUAUUCUGGGGAACAAUGGUUUUGUUUGGUUGAAUCCCACACCAGAAAACCAGGAGGAAGACGCUGGAGGCUUUUACACCAGUUUGGAGCCUGUUAACCUUUCAGACAGAGAAGUUAUUUCACGGUUAAGAAACUGCCUACUGGCUUUGGCUGCACACAAGGUCCUCUUGUAUGACACCAGUGUUCUUUACUGUUAUGAGUCUUCACUUCAGCAUCAGGUGAAGGACAUCUUAAAACCAGAAGUGAUGGAGGAGAUUGUAAUGUUGACACAACAGAAGCUGCUGGAGCAGGAGGGUUAGGAAGGGGAAACUGAACCAGAAGAUCACACCAAGCAUCAUUUAGUUGAAGUAUACAGUACCUAAAGGAGCGCAGCAUUCUCGUAUCACUUGAUCUUUCCAAUUUUGGAACACUCAAUAUUUUUGUUAUCCAGGCAGAAUUGUUUAAUACAAUAAAUAUUUCACAAUUUUCAA
Cynoglossus semilaevis (tongue sole) is the source of this 1232-nucleotide messenger RNA. RefSeq names its product exosome complex component RRP4-like. Gene Ontology annotation, molecular function: RNA binding. The transcript has 10 exons. The coding region runs from base 186 to 1061 and encodes 291 amino acids. Gene Ontology annotation, biological process: TRAMP-dependent tRNA surveillance pathway; poly(A)-dependent snoRNA 3'-end processing; U4 snRNA 3'-end processing. The record is from RefSeq and is a predicted model, not a curated record. Gene Ontology annotation, cellular component: nuclear exosome (RNase complex); cytoplasmic exosome (RNase complex). Lineage: Eukaryota; Metazoa; Chordata; Actinopteri; Pleuronectiformes; Cynoglossidae.